AAAUGUUCUCCCCACCCCCCCAUCCCUGUGGUACAUCUUGCGAAGUGUGAUGCGAUGUGUCCGCUGACUCAGGGCUGCAGCCAGGCUCGCCGGGGCAGAAGCGUGGCGAACGCAGCCCCUCGCAAUAACCGGCCACUCCAGGUUUGUGGCGCUCGGGUCCCACAGUGCAUUGCGCCCUGUUGGUCUCACACAGGCGAGGCGGAUCAUGGAGGUGCCGGGGCCGGAUAGCGACUGGAGGAGCCUCGCCUUCCGACAGAAAGUAGUCGGACAGAUUGAAGAUGCGAUGAGGAAGGCAGGCACCGCUCAUGCCAAGACCAGCAACGACAUGGAAAAUCAUGUCUUUAUGAAGGCGAAGUCGCGGGAUGAAUACCUGUCCCUAGUAGCUAGGCUGAUUAUUCACUUCCGAGACAUUCAUAAGAAGGCACAAGGACCUGACCCCAUGAAUGCCCUCCAGAACCUGACUGGUGGCAAUCAAGGGGGGGCAGCCAGCAUGGGCUUGGGAGCACAUCCUCAAGGAAUGGCGGCCCUGGGCCAGAUGCUGCCUGGGCAGCCACAGCCGGGGUCAUCAGGAAUGACCCCUCAUGGCAUACAAGGCCCAACCCAGAUCCAUAUGCAGCAGAUGCAGCAGCAGCAGUUCCAUCAGUAUCAAACCCAGCAGCUGCACCAGCAACAGCAGCUCCACCAGCAGCAGCAACAAAUGAUCAAGAUACAGCAGAUGCAACAGCAGCAGUUGCAACAGCAACAACUUCAGCAGCAGAACCAGCAGCAGCAACAACAAAACCAAUCACAACAGAUGCUUCAGUCCAGAAUGCAACAGCAGCCGCAGCAGAUAGCCCAGUUGCAGCUCCAACAGCAGCAGCAGGCGGCGCAGCAGCAGCAGGCUCAGCAACAGGUGCAGCAGUCUAUGCACCAGGCCCAGCACCAGCCCCAGGCUCCAUCCUUACAGCAGCAGAUGCAACAAAUGGUGCAGCAACAGCAGCAGCAGCAACAACAGCAGCAGCAGCAGCAACAGCAACAACAACAGCAGCAGCAGCAGCAACAGCAACAACAGCAAGCUGCUCAGCAGCAGCCCAAUCAGAUGCCAUCUCAGUCCCAGCCACAGGCCGUGGUUCCCCAGGGGCAGAUACAAGCGCAGCAGGUCCCUCUGAGUUCCCUAAAUCAGCAGCAUCACCUAAAGCUUCAGGCCAUGCAGCAGGCUUUAGCCCUGGCCCACAAGCAGCAACAGCAACAACAACAACAGCAGCAGCAGCAGCAGCAGCAGCAGCAACAGCAGCAACAGCAGCAACAACAACAGCAGCAGCAGCAGCAGCAACAGGCGGUGGCGGCACAACAGGCAGCUCAGCAGCAGGCAGCACAGCAGGCCCAGCAGGUGGUGCAGGCCCAGCUGACAGCAGGAGCUCCUGGGCAGAUGAUGUCCGCUACUAUGGUCCGUGGUGGGAUACAGCCCCGGUUACCCCGCGUCUCCCCAGCCUCCACACUGCCUCCAAACUCUUCUGGUCUCGGAGGACAGCAAAUGCCACAGGGCGGAAUGACCAUGAUGUCGUCGCCUUCGCCGGUCCAGCAGGUGCAAACCCCCCAGUCGAUGCCUCCUCCCCCCCAGCCACAGCCGUCUCCGCAGCCCCCCUCGUCUCAGCCCAACUCCGUCAGUUCUGGUCCAGCUCCAUCACCAGGGGGGUUCCUGCCCAGCCCCUCACCCCAGCCUUCUCAGAGCCCUGUCACAGCGCGCACUCCACAGAACUUUGGCGUUCCCUCACCUGGCCCCCUGAACACACCAGGCAAUCCCAAUUCAGUCAUGAGUCCUGCCAGCUCAUCUCAGACAGAAGAACAGCAGUACCUUGAGAAACUCAAACAGCUCUCCAAAUAUAUCGAGCCUCUGAGGAGAAUGAUAAAUAAAAUAGACAAAAAUGAAGAUAGGAAGAAAGAUCUCAGUAAGAUGAAGAGUUUGUUAGAUAUCUUGACUGACCCUUCUAAGCGUUGUCCACUGAAAACCCUACAGAAGUGUGAAAUCGCUCUGGAGAAACUGAAAAAUGACAUGGCUGUGCCCACGCCGCCGCCCCCGCCGGUGCCCAGCACGAAACAGCAGUACCUGUGCCAGCCCCUGCUGGAUGUGGUCAUGGCCAACAUUCGCUCUCCGGUCUUCAACCACUCACUGUACCGUACAUUUGCCCCCGCCAUGACUGCAAUUCACGGGCCUCCCAUCAUGGGCCCAAUGAUUGCAACUCGCAAGAGGAAAUACGAGGACGACGAGAAGCAGACGAUCCCUAAUAUCCUGCAAGGGGAAGUGGCGCGCUUAAAUUCCAAAUUCCUGGUCAAUCUGGAUCCCUCCCAUUGCAGCAAUAACGGGACGGUUCAUCUCAUCUGUAAAUUGGAUGAUAAACAUCUUCCCAGUGUUCCGCCUCUUCAGCUAAGCAUUCCAGCCGACUACCCUGAGCAGAGCCCACAGUGGGCAGAUGAUGCACAGCAAUACGAUGCAAACCCCUUCCUGCAAACUGUUCACAGAAACAUGACCUCCAAGCUGCUCCAGCUUCCUGACAAGCACUCUGUCACCGCGCUUCUGAACACAUGGGCCCAGAGCGUGAAGCAGGCAUGCCUGUCUGCAGCCUAGUUUUGUAUAGCCAGACCUUCCACAAACCAGACCAGCUCAUAAAGACCAGUAGGAUUUAUUGACCAGGGCUGGGGAAGUGCGUACCAGUCAGCUCGUUGGUGAAUGUAGGUGAGGCAUUGUAGUGACUAGAGAAAUUACUCCUUGUAGAAGAAGCAAUUGGAAAUGUAGUGCUUUACAGUUUGCUGUGUGUAUUCAGAUUUUUAUAUAAACUUUUUUGUCAGUUAUUUACUUAACUUAAAUACCUAUUCCUAAGUGCAGGGGUGCGAUUGUUUUUGUGUACCCAUCUCUUAAUAUAUGAGACGGUGUAUUUUAGGAGGAAUGUUUUUACAUCUCUACAUGAAAUGGGAAAAGGACCUUUUUUUUGGAGUUGAGUAACGGUUGUGCUGUACUGCUGAUGUCAUCCUAGCUGAAUAGACUCUCCCACGCAGCUUUUUCUGCUGGCUACUAUGGAAUAGUGACUAAGCAACACUAUGUUAAAAAGCAUUAAAUCAAUAGCUAGUCCGUAGAAAAGACAGUUAGAAUUCAUCAGAGUAUUCAGCUGUUAAUGACUUCUUUUGUACAAUUCUUCCAGGGCCAUAACAUUUACUUUGGUUUUUAUUUACUCUUAAGAUUUAAGUUGCUUAAACACAUUUCACUUUAGAGCAGUUUCUGCCCAUUUUUGAAAAACAAUUUUCAUCUGUAGAAUGGCUUCUUCCCAUAUUUCAGUCAUACUCUUCAUUGUCUUCUUCACUGUUUUUUUUUCUCUGUGGAAUGGGAUUUUUGUUUGAACUAGUUCCUAUAAAAUACUUUUUACAUUCACUAAAACAGCUCUUUGGCCAGGGCUGAAAACGGUGUUCCUGUUCAUUAUUAUUGACUUCCAAUGUGUGACAUUAUUGGUAGUAAUUACAGUAAUUCAAAGCAAUUGGAGAAGAUUAAUGCAGUUGGUGAAAUAAAUGGCAAAUUUCUAAAGUGCUAGGUAUAAUUCCCUUAUCAGUUUAUAACACAAAAUACUACAGGAACUCGAUUAGUUUUAACCAUUUGUUCUCUCAAACUUUGCAGUUUCAAAUUAAUUCCUUUUUAUGAGGGAGUUUGCUGAUUAUAUGCACAAUUAUACUGUAGAACACACACAAUAAUUCAUGUAUCCCUGAAGCUGAGAGUUAGACUGUUAAUCAAGCAGAUUUUAUCUUUAUAUCAAUUCCGAUUUUAAGUGCUCUGUACAAGUAUAUUGUGCCGCUAAAAAAACAUAAAGACAAUUAAGCAUG
Molecule: messenger RNA, 3846 nt
Organism: Lepisosteus oculatus (spotted gar)
Lineage: Eukaryota; Metazoa; Chordata; Actinopteri; Semionotiformes; Lepisosteidae
Gene: med15
Product: mediator complex subunit 15
Biological process (GO): regulation of DNA-templated transcription
Molecular function (GO): transcription coregulator activity
Source: RefSeq, a predicted model, not a curated record